This is a messenger RNA of Camellia sinensis, 897 nucleotides long. RefSeq lists its product as uncharacterized. NCBI's taxonomy places the organism in Eukaryota, Viridiplantae, Streptophyta, Magnoliopsida, Ericales, Theaceae. Gene Ontology annotation, biological process: telomere maintenance; DNA repair. The record is from RefSeq and is a predicted model, not a curated record. Gene Ontology annotation, molecular function: DNA helicase activity.
AUGGAUUUUUAUAGUUAUCGUUUGUUUGAGCGACCUACAGAGUAUUCAAAAAUUUUGAGAGGUGGAAAACUAUUCCAAGAAUUUUUGGUAGAUGCUUGGGUUGCAACUGAGCAAAAUCGGUUGACGUACUACAAGCUUAAUCAAAGAAAAAUUUGGUCUGAACUUUACCAAGAUUUAAGCAAUAUUGAUCUAGAUGACUUGGGACCUAAUCAAAUUGGUCAAAGGUUUAUUUUUCCAUCUUCAUUUAUUGGUAGUCCUAGACAUAUGUGUGAAAUAUUUCAAGAUUCAGUGGCUAUCACGCGAUGCAACCAGCACCCAUAUAUUUUUCUCACCAUGACUGCAAAUCCCAAUUGGCCAGAAAUUACUUCAGCAUUAUUACCACACCAAAAAGAUAUUGAUCGUCCUAAUUUGAUUGCCCGUGUUUUUGAGCUAAAAAGAAAGUGUUUGAUGAAGGAGAUAGAGGCAAACAAAGUGUUCGUUUGUGUUGGAGUGAGAUAUGUUAAGUAUAUACAUAAGUAUAUUGACAAGGGUUAUGAUCGCACAACAAUGGUUUUGGGAUUGAUUAAUGAGAUCCAACAAUAUCUUGAUGCGAGCCUUGGCUAUAUUGUUGUUACCGUGGCUUCAUCUAGAAUUGCAUCAUUGCUAUUAGCAGGAGGUCGCACUGCACAUUCAACAUUUUCCAUUCCAUUGGAUGUCUUGGAAAAUUCAGUUUGUGCGUUUAGCAAGCAAUCAUUACAGGCUGAAUUGUUUAGAGAAACAAAACUCAUAAUUUGGGAUGAAGUUCCUAUGCAACAUAGACAUUGUGUUGAGGCAAUUGAUCGCACACUUCGAGAUAUUUGUGAUUGUGAAAAGCCAUUCGGGGGUAUCACUAUUGUUCUUGGUGGAGACUUUUUGUGA